Messenger RNA from Cladophialophora yegresii CBS 114405, 561 nucleotides. RefSeq lists its product as uncharacterized. Gene Ontology annotation, cellular component: membrane. Lineage: Eukaryota; Fungi; Ascomycota; Eurotiomycetes; Chaetothyriales; Herpotrichiellaceae. Gene Ontology annotation, biological process: mitochondrial respiratory chain complex I assembly. Bases 1 to 561 code for a protein of 186 amino acids. The transcript is spliced from 2 exons. The record is from RefSeq and is a predicted model, not a curated record.
AUGGGGGCAAUUCGAGAUCUAUGGCUGAGAUGGAAGAUGCUUCGUUUGCCCUGGAGAAAGAGAUUCUUAGUCGGGCAAGACCUCUACGGCAACACAUUCUGGGAGUUCCGAGAUCAAAUCAAUCCCGGUCGAUGGCGGCGGAUGGUCAAGGGCAGCCGUCGGGCUACUCUUUCUUCACUCUCAGACGUUCAGAUCUCGCCUCAGUGGCACCAGUGGCUCCGCUACACUCGCUAUGACGCUCCCACAAUGCAAGAGCAGGCAGCGGAUGUCCAGAGACAGGCCCAGCUCAAGAUUGGGGCAAGGCUAGCCGAUGAGAGAUGGGCUGCAAGGGCCAAAUACAUUGAAAAGCCAAAGCCAGCGGCGACCGUCGCACUUGCUGGCGAUCCGUUAUUGGACAGGAUUGACGCGCAAAAUGAUCCUACGCAGUCUCCGCAGGGAGAGAAGAUGAAGAAUCACAUCGAAAGCAAUGAAAACCAAAUGAGAAAAGCAAAAGAGACGGCUACAAAUCCUGGAUCGACGUGGACGCCCGAGGCCUGGUCUCCUGGAGCCUCGAAAAGAUGA